Messenger RNA from Diabrotica virgifera virgifera (western corn rootworm), 471 nucleotides. RefSeq names its product gastrula zinc finger protein XlCGF8.2DB-like. NCBI's taxonomy places the organism in Eukaryota, Metazoa, Arthropoda, Insecta, Coleoptera, Chrysomelidae. Gene Ontology annotation, molecular function: DNA-binding transcription factor activity, RNA polymerase II-specific; RNA polymerase II cis-regulatory region sequence-specific DNA binding. The record is from RefSeq and is a predicted model, not a curated record. The transcript has a single exon. The coding region runs from base 1 to 471 and encodes 156 amino acids. Gene Ontology annotation, biological process: regulation of transcription by RNA polymerase II.
AUGGAGAUUCUUGCAGAUGGUCGUCUCUUGAAGCACCAUUGCAAAAUGUGUCUAAAAUCCUAUUUGUACGAAAGCGGGCUCAAGCUGCGUUACUUCAGUCAUCAUCGAGAACUAGGAAUAGACUAUUCUGUCAUUUGUGAUAUUUGCGGAAAGAGUCUUUCUUGUAAGAGCAAACUAAAGCAGCACCUUUGCACACAUACGGGCGAUAAACCUUUCCCUUGUCCCAUUUGUUCCAGGAAAUUUAUCACUAAGGACCUGUUGGCCUCCCAUAUGAGAGUCCAUACUGGUGAAAAACCCUAUGUGUGCAUGUACUGUGGUAAAGAGUUUGCCCAAGGUGUCCCAUAUCGGUACCACUUAAAGACCUACACUGGAGAGAAGUCUUGCAGUUAUCAUAUGUGCGGAAAACAGUUUAUAUCGAAAGGGAAUAUGAGGAUACAUUUAAAGAGUUGUUAUAUUAAGAAAGAAUGCUGA